AUGAGUGAGAACUCGCCCAACACUUCGGGGGCGAGUGAACUCGCGGAUCCCCAUGAAGAUCAGAGCCAGCCUGAAACUGACGAACCCUUCCAAGGCGAAAGCCCCCCCGCAGCGGCUGUGAAUAGUGGCGAACUGCCGAGCAGAGGGGGCAGUAGUUCCUCUAUCACAGAAGACCAUCAUGGCAAACCCUCACCUGUCGUUCCUCCUCUCGAAGGGUUAUCCGCCUUAGAUGCGGACAGACCAGGCCGAGCAGAAGCAGUUGAGCUUCGCGCGGUGGAAGAGCUAGAAAUGCCGCAACCUCGAUCGGAAGACCUGUUUGAAUGGGAAAAAGUACCUUGUGAGACUCCAUAUUACCUCCAAGGAGAUGCGUCAUUCGAAACGCCAGAAAAGCAAGCGGAACGUCAAGCGCUCAAGACGCACCAAGAAGUGGUGGCGGCUUUGGAGGAUACAUGGUCUUACUUUGCAAAGGAUAGCCAAAAUCGCGUCUCCAAGGAAGAGUACGCUCGGGUUUUGCUCCGUAUCUGCCUCGUGCUGGUACCUCAACUGAGAGGCCGCGAAGUAGUGGAUUUGAUAGAGGAAGAAUGGCGACAGGACUCUAAGGGCGAAGAAGGUCUUAGCCGUUCCGCAUUUUUUGAGUCUUUUUUUCAACUGGCGGACAUAUGGACCCCAGGCAUAGACGGUUCUGUCUACGCAGAGUUCCUCAAGCGGCUUUUCCGAAGAAUUACUGUUAAGAGGGCCCGCGCCAAAACUGGUGCAAGAAUGACAAAAAUUAAACCUAAGAUCGUCGUCAAGGUCAUGAACAAAGACCUGAAGGUAUCACAAGAUGAACCGAUGACAACCGAAUGGGCGGACUACUCGAACAUAGCGCCGCUGGGAGCUGCCUCUCGGGCAUUUCUGGAGAGUGUUUUCUCAAAAUCUAUCUCAGCGGUCCUAAAGGAAAGGCGAAAUCAAGAGGAACCGAUCGAGCGCCAGAGCUCCACAACCCCAGAACCUCCCGCUGAGGAAGAACAGGAAACGCCGCAGCCUGUUGCGCAUGAAACUACAGAGCCAACAACUCCACAACCGACGCCUCCACGUGCUCGCCGACACUUCGCAGAUUAUCAAAGCAAAAGCGACCUGCCCCUUCGAAUAUCCGGAGUUUCCGAGGAUGAGCUCAGGCAAUUCAAUUCCAUUGGGCUACCAGUGCAGAUGGAGGGUAUGAAGAAAUUAGUUCGUCUCAAGGGAGCUCCUCCAGCGCUAGAAAAACAAGUGGAUGAACCAGAAAUAACGAAAAGCGAGGCAGUGCAAGAAAGUGAAUCUGAACCGGAACCGCAGAAAGGGGUGUGUCAACUGGAUGAUGCUCAAGUUGUGCUGCUGCAAGAUCUGGCAUCCGUUGAGGGGAAUGACCUGAGCCUGGAGGACCUCAAGAAUGCACUAUCAUCAGACAAGAGUGAACAAACACCGGUCCCUACGCCUCCUGGAGAGCCAGACCCGGAACCUGAGCCCACACCCCCUCCAGAGCAGGAAACUGCGGCAGAGCCAGAGCCGAGCCCGGAGCCUGAGCCGGAGGUGGAGAUAGAGCCACAACCGGAGCCGCAUGAAGAUGUGGAGCCGGAGCCCGAGCCGGAGCCCGAGCCAGAGCCGAAGCCAGAGCCGGAGCCAGAGGCAGAGCCCGAGCCAGAAGAACCCGCCCAAGAUGGAGGCCAAGAGGGAGAGAAUACAGAGGCCAAGACAGAGGAACCUGCUCCAGACCCAGAAACCGAAGAGGCAACACCAACGGAAGAGGCCGCUGACGAUGAAUCAGCUGCUCAAGGAGAAGACGCGAAGCAGCCUUCACCAAAGCCAGCGCGGCGGCGGCCAGAGAACUUCAAGACACGGGUAUUCUACAGUCUGUGCGAAGAAUCACUGAAACGGACAAACGCAAAGACAUUCCGACGAUCAAUCAUGAUAAAGGGAGUAGGCUCCGUUGUUGCUAGGCGUCGCUCCGACUUCAAUGCAGCUCUCCUGCACCUUAGGGAGGGUGCUGGUGAUGAAAAGGAACCUAUAACGGAAGAGGCCUCUGUACCCAUUGAACUGAAUCAGGAGACGGACCCACUCCUGAGCGACGGACAGGAGGAUGAAGAACCCUGGCACAAAGCAUACCUUCAAGCUGAGGAGCCACCGCAGGAACACACUAUUAUGGUAACGGAAGAAGACGAAGUGGCCUUUGCUCAGGAGCCUCGGCAGGCGAUCCUGAUCGUAGGACCCAGUGGCCCCGAGAAAAGCCGCGUGGCUUACAGACUGGCAACAAACCUAGGUCUGGAGUGGUUGCAAGCCGAGUAUCUGCUAACGGCUCUUUGCAAGAUAAGCUCUUCCCUUCUGACCCCUCUGGGCAGGCGGUAA
Messenger RNA from Eimeria mitis, 2361 nucleotides. RefSeq lists its product as uncharacterized. The coding region runs from base 1 to 2361 and encodes 786 amino acids. The transcript is spliced from 7 exons. The record is from RefSeq and is a predicted model, not a curated record. Lineage: Eukaryota; Apicomplexa; Conoidasida; Eucoccidiorida; Eimeriidae.